Molecule: messenger RNA, 858 nt
Organism: Cordyceps militaris CM01
Lineage: Eukaryota; Fungi; Ascomycota; Sordariomycetes; Hypocreales; Cordycipitaceae
Exons: 4
Coding region: 1-858 (285 amino acids)
Source: RefSeq, a predicted model, not a curated record
AUGCACUGCGCUGCACGGUACUGCGGCAUCAUCGGCAUCAUCAACGGCUUCUUCCUACCACAGCCGCAGGUCCACGACAGCCUCAAUUUGGCAUGCUCAAAUAUUCUCAGGCAGCUAUCCUCCUAUCCAUCCCGUAGUUCCAUGUCUAAACAAAUCAACCCCAAACUAAAACAUACCAGUCUGUCACCACCCGCGCUCAUCUUCAAGCCCAGUCGCAGUAGCAGUAGCCCAGUGAAAUACCAUAUGGACAACUUUGCCCAUGUCCAUUCUCAUUCAUGCAACACAACAACGACAACCAUGACAAUUCUACCGCCAGCAACCCCUGCCGCGCCUGUCCGCCCCGUCCCACCUCAAUUCAGCCCUGCCGCAGAAGCUUUUCCUCUUUGCUUGGAACUCGAGCUGCGCCCACCUCCCCGGGCGGUCCCUCGUACGUGGCCGAUUCAUAUGUCUGUUUUCGUCUUGACCUUGGUGGAAGAGAAGAGAAGAGAUAGAAAGAAUGGCAAAAAUAAAGAAAAAUCGACGCCUCAACCUGGCGCCGUGUUGCUUGGCUGUGCGCUUCGCUCGCCAGUUUUGGUGCACUGGUGGACUACACAAGACAGCUCAACCCAACUCACAACUCUCCCCAUGUGUUUUCAAAUUGUUGAACUGUACUCGGCCUGCCGCUGCCUCUACUACCAGCACGCCGUCGACCGCUGCCCCUCCUACGGCCGCCGCGGUCACGCCGUACUGGAGCGCCCCAUUCUGGUCGGCUACGCCUGCACCGCCCACGCCUCCCGCCAGGCUGCCGCCGCCAACCACCACACAUACUCCGACUCGGGCUACAGCAGCUACCGCUCCAGCUCCAAGGGCUACAAGUGA